Molecule: messenger RNA, 559 nt
Organism: Colletotrichum scovillei
Lineage: Eukaryota; Fungi; Ascomycota; Sordariomycetes; Glomerellales; Glomerellaceae
Exons: 2
Coding region: 141-404 (87 amino acids)
Source: RefSeq, a predicted model, not a curated record
GCAAAUCGAACUACUUUACCCCAGCUCCAUUCACCAACUCAUUCAAAGAAUCACCUAAUCCUUUCACCUUGCCUCUACCCGUGUAACUUCACACAGCAGACUCACUUACAACUUCACCAGACGGCACCACAUCGCCCACCAUGCAACUCUCCAUCUUCACCAUCCUCCCUCUCCUCCUCUCCUCCGCCGCCGCGGCAGCCCUAGACACCGCCGAAGUCCGGGAAGCCCGCUCUCUCGACCAGUCCUCCUCGCCUAACAAUGUCGGCGGCGGGCUGCUGUCCAAGAAAGUUGAGUGCGACUGCUGCAGAGCGCUAGGACCCGGCUACUGCUGGCACCAGAAGGCGAAUGGUGAUAAAUACUGUUCGGCUUGUAUUGUUGAUCAAUGCCAGAAGAGGUGUACGUGAAAGGUUUUGUGCAUGAUGCGGGUUCAUGAAGGAAUGGCGGGGCCGGGGAAGGGGGGCGUGUCGUGAGGAUGGCAUUGGAGACAUGGAAAUAUUAGACGAGUUGCCGUGUCGAUAUCUACUGGAUAUAACAACAGUCAAAAAGAGUUCACCCCCCC